UGAGGUACUAGGUUGGUUUUUCAGCACCACAUAUAAAUAAACUAAUAAAAUUAAGGUCCAUCAACAACUAAAAGCUAAAAAUAAAAAAGUAAGUGUCAAGAACUAUUUACAUCUCUGGAUUUUGUGAUGAAAUAUUGAAAGUUUGAGCAUGUCUUUUAAAAAGACUUGCAAAAAGGAAUAUUAUUUAUUAAUUAUUGGAAUGGAAGUGGCACCAAAACAAAAACAUUUGUUCUCUUGACCAUCUCUUACUGUAAAGUAUUUAACAUUUAAAAAAUAUCAUACAAAAAAACAUGGUAAUUCUUCAGGAACAAUAAAAUCUAGACAUUUGGAGAACAGCUAGCAUACUCUGAAGACUAUGGAAUGUGGCUACCCCUGGCUUCCUUACCCUGCCCUCCAGGGUACUUUGGAUGCCUCCCAUUUUGUCUCCUGUCUGCGGAGGCGUCUAGAGUUCCGGAGAGAGGAAGGAUGCUGUCUUUUUGCCGCCUGGAGCCGACCGGUGUGGCUACCCUUUACUCUUCCCAAUAAAGAAAGCACCGACCCCAUGCUCCUCCCCACCCCCAACCCCGCCACGCCACAACAGGUUGCGAUGUAGGGACAAGGACGCUCUGGUCCGUUUGGAACCCUCGGAUGGGACACAAAACCCCAGACACAACUACAGGGGAUCGUAGGUCGGACUUGGGGGGGGGGGGGAAGGAGAGAAUUCGGUCCUUCAGACCCAAAAAGCAGGAUUUGUUUCUCCAGACUACGGGGCGUCGCUGAAUUUUUGGCAGCAAUGAAACUACCAUCUCUUCAAAGAUCCUGAAUGGUGGAUCAGAGAACCCGGAUAGGGUUCGGAGUCAGAGAAUCUGGGCCCUUCUGGGUUCUGGGGAUGCCAAGGGCCGGCAUCGAUGCCCAAGUUUCCCUGAAAGAGACGGAGCAAAGGGGAGCACUCCCAGUCCAUUAACUGUGGAGUGGUAGUAAAGGGGACAUCUAGUGCUGGAGAGUGGGGAUCCUAGAGACAGACGCGGUGGGGGUGGGCCUAGAGCGCUGCGGGGCGCAAGCCUGUAAGCCGAGCGCAGGCUUUGCCUUCUUCCCAGGCUCUUGGGAAGAGUCGGAAAGUUCUGGCGCGAAACCGCAAGCCCCGCCCGAGGGUGCGCUGGCGCGGCCCCCUGCCUAGCUGCCACUCCCUUCUAGGAUCCCUUCCUUGAUUGCACCCCUGCCCAACGCCUCCAAUCAUUACUCUGCAUGGGGCGCUUUAAAUAUGCAAAGGCACGUCGCGUUGUACAAAGCGGGAUCUGGGAUCAGUCUGUAGGGAGGGAGCCAUUAUCUAUAUAAACGUGUUGAGGAUAAUCUGAGAAGGGUUAAACUAGUAGAGAGGAGUUGGGGCCGGGGUCUGCAGCCCUGGUUGACAAUCCGGGUGAGUUGCUUUGCCCUCCCUCGCUGCUUCCAUUCCGGGGAGGAGGUGGGAGUGUCCUGCGGGGGCCUGGAGUGAGCAUUCCCAAGACAGCCUGCACCCCCAAAAGGGACUGGUGUUUUGAACUGGAAGCUGGGAAAAUAUCUCAAGUGCGCCAGCCAAAGGAGGAGUACUUGUUCCUCAAGGGCGCACGGUCACUGCGGCUUUUCACUGCCAAUUUGUUUUUAGAGCGGGACUCUGAGGUUUACUAAUCUCGGUCUUGGCCCCCAAACUGGCCCUUUCGGGACAGAACAGGUGAGUUCUGCGCUCCGCUCGCGUCCCAAUUCUUGUGCUCCUGUUCACGCAGCGGCCUAGUCCCCGCAGCCUCGUCAUGUUUCCCUGGGGGCUGAGCUGCCUGUCGGUGCUUGGGGCGGCCGGCACCGCUCUCCUGUGCGCCGGCCUGCUGCUAUGCCUGGCCCAGUACCUCUGGACCCUCCGCUGGAAGUUGAGCCGGGACCGGACCUCUGCCCUGCCUCUGCCCAAGGGUUCCAUGGGCUGGCCCUUCUUCGGCGAAACGCUGCAUUGGUUGGUUCAGGGCUCGAGUUUCCACAGUUCCCGCCGGGAGCGCUACGGCACAGUGUUCAAGACCCACCUGCUGGGCAGGCCAGUGAUCCGCGUGAGCGGUGCGGAGAACGUGCGCACCAUCCUGCUGGGUGAGCACCGCCUGGUGCGCAGCCAGUGGCCGAAGAGCGCGCACAUCCUUCUAGGCUCCCACACACUUCUCAGUGCGUUUGGUGAGCCUCACCGGCGGCGGCGCAAGGUGCUGGCACGUGUGUUCAGCCGCACCGCACUGGAGCACUACGUGCCGCGCCUGCAGGAGGCGCUGCGGCGUGAGGUGCGCUCCUGGUGUUCUGCCCGCGGACCCGUAGCUGUCUACCAGGCUGCCAAGGCGCUCACCUUCCGCUUGGCUGCGCGCAUCCUGCUGGGUCUGCGGCUGGACGAGGUGCGGUGUGCCGAGCUGGCCCGGACCUUUGAGCAGCUGGUGGAAAACUUCUUCUCACUGCCCCUGGACGUGCCUUUCAGCGGUCUGCGCAAGGGCAUCCAGGCCAGAGACCAGUUGCACAAGUACCUGGAGGAGGCCAUUGCUGAGAAGCUUCAUGAAGAUACAGAGGCAGAGCCAAGAGAUGCCUUCAACCUGAUCAUUCACAGUGCUAGGGAGCUGGGUCAUGAACUGUCAGUGCAGGAGCUGAAGGAGUCCGUUGUGGAGCUCCUCUUCGCCGCCUUCUUCACUACGGCCAGUGCCAGCACUUCCCUCGUUCUGCUGCUACUGCAAAAUCCGGCGGCCAUCGCCAAGAUCCAGCAGGAGUUGGCAGUCCAAGGGCUGGAACGCGCGUGCAGUUGCACGCCUGGGGCCUCCGGGCCAGGGCCAGACUGUGGUUGCGAGCCUGACCUCAGUCUCGCGGUGCUGGGCCGUCUGCGCUACGUAGACUGCGUAGUCAAGGAGGUGCUGCGCCUCCUGCCGCCGGUGUCCGGGGGCUACCGCACAGCGCUGCGCACCUUUGAGCUGGACGGCUACCAGAUCCCCAAAGGCUGGAGCGUGAUGUACAGUAUCCGGGACACGCACGAGACCGCAGCUGUGUAUCGUAGCCCGCCGGAAGGCUUCGACCCGGAGCGCUUUAGCGCAGCGCGUGAAGAUGCUCCGGGCACCUCCGGCCGCUUUCAUUACAUCCCUUUCGGUGGCGGAGCGCGCAGCUGUCUCGGCCAGGAGCUGGCACAGGCAGUACUGCAGCUACUAGCUGUGGAGCUGGUGCGCACCGCUCGCUGGGAACUGGCCACGUCCGCCUUCCCGGCCAUGCAGACGGUGCCCAUCGUGCACCCGGUGGACGGGCUUCGGCUCCUCUUCCACCCGCUCGCGCCUCCGGCCUCAGGGAAUGAGCUACACCUCUGAGCGGCGGCGCUGAGAGACUUGGCUUGCCCAGUGGCUGCUGCGCGCCCUACAUCCCGCGAGCAUUCACCCGUCACUAAUUAGUUUAACAAACCUUCACCGAACGUGUCUCGGUGCUGGACUUUAGCGAGUAAGAAGUCUUGCCACCGCCAUCGAGUCAAAGCGCCGUAGAGAGUACGUGGAUCGCGGGCCCGCGGCGGGGGUUACACAGAGAACAGGCGCACGUGGUGGGAACUACAAGACUUUCGAGGAAGCCAAAUCGCCAGGGGGCCAUUCCUGAAUUGAUUUGGGUCCUUGAGAAAAAAAAACACCAAAAGGGAGCCCAACAGAAGGUAACGGGCCUCCGGUUUCAUGCGACUUGGGUCUUUCUGCCCGUCUAAUCUCGCGGAAACUCUGAACUGGGUGCGCUUCCAGGUCCCUGAACAGCCAAACAUCACCGGAUUCUGCUGGAGACUUAUUAAAAGAAAAAUUCCUACUUCAAGAACGCAUUUAAUCUUUCCAGGGUAGAAAAGGCAUACCGAGAUGUCUCUAAAGAUGGUUCAUGGGAGAUUGAGACAUAAUCCCCUCAUGGGAGGCUGAGAUAUAAUCAGAGAGGUUUGGGAUAUUUGUACCCAAAACAGGAAGGCCAAGAAAUAAAAGUUCCUGCCAGCGGUUGAGCAAGGAGGCUAGGGCUUAGCUGAGCUGCUGCUCCUUGGUGGGAAGGCACCAGGUGGAGGGUGGGGGAGGCACAUAAAGGACCUACCUGAAGGACCCACCCCGGAGCAUAUUCAGAAGGUGGACAGCACCAAUCCUUCACUGGACGGGCUUCAUUUCUGAGCCUAGUUCUGGAGACGGCUUUGAAUUAUCUCCCCCAUAGCUAGCUGCAGAAAUCUCCUGGUUUACUACUUCAAUAUCCUCUCUGUUACAGAGGAUGAACUAAGGAGGAAAGAACCAAAGACUCCCCAAGGAGCCAGCAAUAGGUUUCUGAACUCCCCCACCAGUGCUUCCUCUACCCCAUCACUUAACCCCACUGCUUCACCCUCUGGGCUUAGCCCCUUUGGCUUUUCAUAGGAAUCCUUAGCCCACUUCAACCUGCUACCCAUAUUCACACAGGCCUGGGCAGCUGAACAUGACUGGUGAGCUGGGGAAGUUGCCUCUCAGGCCAGAGCUGACCCCUUAAUGAACCAGAAGGAAGCCAGUGCCCUCCUGACCUUAUGCUUAAGGUGGAUCCUAGGGCCUGAAGGAAAGGGGGAACUCAGCAGGGGUGUGCAGGGUUGGCAGCUCCAAAGCAUAGCCGGCUCUUCCAAGAGGGGCUGACACUGCCAUAACCCCCAUACAGCGCAAUUCAUCACCCAUGGCUGGUCACAGGUCGGGCGCCAGACCCUGAGCUCAGCAGGCGCCAGAGGUAGCAAAGGUGGCAGGAUGCAGGUCUGCCCUUAGGGUGCUCUUGGAAACACUUAGGACAUCUGGGUCUGAGAAGCAUAUGUCUGGGUGAGGAGGCCAAAGGACCCCAGCUUCAGGAUUGAUUCUGAUUUAGGGAGAGUGUAGAAAUAUGAGGCGUAGCCUAUCAGAAACCAGGAUAGUCUAUCAGUUCCCAGAAACUUGGUUUACCUGCACUUGGGUUUGAACUAAAUAAGCCAUAGGAGUGGCUCCAAAUUUACUCUAAUUUCUCGUUGCUACAUCAUGUUAAUAAUUUUAAGGAAUAAGGUUCCCUGAUUUAGUAGCUCUAAAUUCUCUGGGAAGGAGCAGAUGUGGUUAUUGCCCUUCUGUUCUUGAUAUUGCUCAUGGAAGGAGGCAAUGAACUAGCAAAAUAAAUAAAUAAAUAAAACAAACAAACAAACAAACAAAAAAAACCCAUAAGAACAAGAAUCUGUCCAGUGGUGAUAAGCCCCGUAAAGAAUAUAAAGCGAAGCAUCUGUAAUAGAGUGGUGGGCUGGGAAAGCUUUUCUGAGACGGUGAUAUUCAACUUUGGAAGGAACCAGAGAGUGGCAGAGGGAACAGCAGGUAUGGAACCCUGAGGAUAAAAAUGUUCAAGAAGGGAGAAAAAUGGAGGGGUGCUUCAGCUGCCCUAGUUCAUCUGACUUAUCUACCUCUGGAUCCUCCCUUUCCCUUCAGUAAAGAAACAAAUCAAAUCAAAACAAAACAACAACAACAAAAAGGUUUCUCACCUCCACCUCUUAGCAAUGAAAUGUUUUGUAAACAUUUUGGAAACAGUCUAUUUCCAGCCAGCCAAACCCCCCUCCCCGCCCACCACCACUAGAUCAAAGUUCUUUGGGGGCUGGUAAUUUAUUGACCCCCUCUCCCCCUUCAAGAUGUUCUUUAAUGAUCUUUCACUCUCAUAUGUAAUUUUUUCCCUGGCAACAGAUACCCCCGCUCGGGUCUCGAUGAGCAGGCAGGUUUUUCCUUUUUCUUUCUUCUUCUUCUUUUUUUUUUUUGUCUGUGGCAACUUC
Messenger RNA from Marmota monax (woodchuck), 5746 nucleotides. Its product is annotated as cytochrome P450 26C1. The record is from RefSeq and is a predicted model, not a curated record. Gene Ontology annotation, molecular function: heme binding; monooxygenase activity; oxidoreductase activity, acting on paired donors, with incorporation or reduction of molecular oxygen. NCBI's taxonomy places the organism in Eukaryota, Metazoa, Chordata, Mammalia, Rodentia, Sciuridae. Bases 1764 to 3320 code for a protein of 518 amino acids. The transcript is spliced from 6 exons. Gene Ontology annotation, biological process: sterol metabolic process.